UCGGGGUCCCGCUACUACACAAUGGCCGCAGAUCACUGUCCAACUGAAGAUGGGUACGUGCUGCUAGAGGAUGUCAAACUGUGUUUCAAGGUGUUCAAUCUUACCAAAAACAUGGCAGCAGCACGUGAUUUUUGUAACCAAUCACGUUCCAGAUUGAUUGUCUUGGACACAAAGGAAAAGAACUUGGCUGUCAGUGGCUACAUUAAAGAAAAUAUAGGUAACUUAAAGCUCUUUAUCGGUCUGACAGAUGAGGACCACGAAGACCAUUUCGUCUGGGAGAAUGGAAACACAGCUAAUUUCACCAACUGGAGGACUGGACAACCAAACAAUUAUGAUGGCAGCCAACACUGUGUUUUGCUAAUUGCAAAAAGAGCAAAAUGGAACGAUGUACGGUGCAAUAGACAAAUAGCAUACAUCUGUGAAAAGGUUGUAUGAUGACCAGAGGUCAAGCAUUCUGAGAGUAAUGCUAAAACAAUACAUGUCCCCUACCGGGCCUAAACACAUUUCGUAUAUCCUAAGUUAAAGAGACAUAACUCUGUCGCAAAUUGGUACAUGGCUGUGAAAG
Messenger RNA from Gigantopelta aegis, 565 nucleotides. Its product is annotated as perlucin-like. The transcript has 3 exons. The record is from RefSeq and is a predicted model, not a curated record. NCBI's taxonomy places the organism in Eukaryota, Metazoa, Mollusca, Gastropoda, Neomphalida, Peltospiridae. The coding region runs from base 22 to 435 and encodes 137 amino acids.